Molecule: messenger RNA, 1226 nt
Organism: Eucalyptus grandis
Lineage: Eukaryota; Viridiplantae; Streptophyta; Magnoliopsida; Myrtales; Myrtaceae
Product: ADP-ribosylation factor-like protein 8c
Exons: 6
Coding region: 357-911 (184 amino acids)
Biological process (GO): protein transport
Molecular function (GO): GTP binding; GTPase activity
Source: RefSeq, a predicted model, not a curated record
GGACAAUUUCCUAGGACACAAGACUUGGCUGGCCACAGGGAGGAGACAGGUUGCGGAAAAGUAAGGUCUCGCACGACCUGGACGGCGGUUAUUCGGACAAAGUAGCAGAGCAAGACAACAGACGAAGCAAGCAAAGCAGAGCAGCGACGCAAGGCUCCUCCGCUGCGUCGACAGAUAUAUACCUUCGCUUCAUCGCUAGGUCGGCGAAGCUUCCCCCGAUCGCACUUCUUCUCGCUCGCCCUGUUUCCUCCCCCCAACCAAAAAAUUAGGGCUUUUCUCGUCCUUCUUGCAGUCCUCCCCCCUGCGAGAGAACACAAGUGAUCGCCCCCUCCGAUCCAAUUUCCGAUUUUGAGGAGAUGGGUCUCUGGGAUUCCCUUCUCAUCUGGCUCAGGAGCUUGUUUUUCAAACAAGAAAUGGAACUGUCCCUCGUAGGUCUUCAGAAUGCUGGAAAAACUUCUCUUGUAAAUGCUAUUGCUACAGGAGGCUACAGUGAAGACAUGAUACCAACUGUUGGUUUCAAUAUGCGAAAAGUUACAAAAGGAAAUGUGACAAUAAAACUUUGGGACCUUGGAGGGCAGCGGAGGUUCCGCACCAUGUGGGAGCGUUACUGCCGCGGGGUCUCUGCAAUUGUAUAUGUAGUCGAUGCUGCUGAUAGAGACAGUGUACCUAUAGCACGAAGUGAGCUGCACGAUCUCUUGAUUAAGCCUUCCUUGACUGGGAUUCCUCUUCUGAUGCUCGGUAACAAAAUUGACAAGUCAGAAGCUCUUUCGAAGCAGGCAUUGGUAGAUCAACUAGGGCUUGAAUCAAUCAAAGACAGAGAGGUGUGUUGCUAUAUGAUCUCAUGCAAGGAUUCCGUCAACAUAGAUGCUGUGAUUGAUUGGCUCAUUAAGCACUCUAAAACUGCAAAGUGAGCAACUGUUUGGCCUAAACCUUUUUGGGUUCGAUGGAAGAGUGGUUUUUGCUAGAUGAUUUGAGCUCGGGAGUGGAACCACGAACAAAAGCCUCUCUCUCGCGGUGGAACAUGUUCUCUCUCUCUCUCUUUUUUUAAAAUUAUCAUUUGUUAUCUGCGUUCCCUAAUAAGAGUUUCCGUACAGAAUCUGAACUGUAGAAGCAAGUUCUCCUUGUAUCGUUUUCCGAUAUUUAAAUCAACAUCACUGUGAAAUGAUAUGUUUUCGUUGGGCUUGUGGGAUCCGAUGCUCCCGCAUCACUAGCAAAGUCAAUUUACC